AUGGUGAGUACACAUUUUUGGAAUGGGGUCUCACUUUGCUUGAGAUUGUUUGAACCGUUGUUUAAGGUUGUUCAACUUGUGGAUGGGGAUAAAAAGCCAUCAAUGGGGUUUUUGUACGGGGAGCUACAAAAAGCGAGGAAUGAGAUAAAAAAGGCAUUGAAAAAUAAUGAGACCCAUUAUAGACCAAUCAUACAAAUUAUUAAUGGAAAAGCUCAUGAUCGGCUUGAUGGUCCAUCACAUUUGACGGCUUACUUCUUGAAUCCUUAUUACUUCUUCAAAGAUCAAAGCAUUCAACAUGAUUUAUUUGUCAUUGACGCCAUGUUUACUUGUGUUGAGAAGUUCUUCCCCGAUGACUUUAAAGUCCAAAACCGAGUUAUUAAUAUAAAGAUGUCGAAUACAAGAAAAAAAAAGGGUGGAUUUGGAAGACAUUUGGUGGAGAUUGGAUGCGUUGAGAAUGAUGACAACUAUGAUCCGGCUUCAUGGUGGUCUACUUAUGGUAAUGGUGUGCCUAAUUUUCAAAGAAUUGUUAUCAAAAUUCUCUCAUUGACUACAAGUUCAUCCGGGUGUGAAAGAAAUUGGAGCACUUUUGAGGGGAUACAUACAAAGAAAAGGAAUAGAAUAGAUACUACAAGGUUGAAUAAUUUGGUCUAUGUCCAAUUCAAUGCGAGGAUCAUGAACAAGAAGAAAAGAGAGAAAAAGAAGAAAGUGGAUAUACUACUUGCUAGUGAAGUUAGUAUGACGCAAGGAUGGAUUGUGGAGGGUGUUGAUGCAGAAAUUGAGCUUGGUUCGGGAAUGGAUGGAGAGCAAUUAUAG
Molecule: messenger RNA, 813 nt
Organism: Pyrus x bretschneideri (Chinese white pear)
Lineage: Eukaryota; Viridiplantae; Streptophyta; Magnoliopsida; Rosales; Rosaceae
Exons: 2
Coding region: 1-813 (270 amino acids)
Molecular function (GO): protein dimerization activity
Source: RefSeq, a predicted model, not a curated record